AUGGUCAACAGGGUCAUGCAGGUUUCUUAUAUAUUCAACAGGGACGGACUGACAAUCGGUGCGUUCGGGAAAAGUCCAGAACGGCGGUCCAAACGAGGUCGUCGUGACAGCAAUGAAAACUCUGCUCAGGAGCUUGAAGCCGGCUCGUGUUUGGAGGAGACAGGGAACACCUCCAAUUUCAACGGGAAUGAAAACAAGCUGAAAGCCUAUCUCUACUUGAUUGCCAAGAAGUUGAAAGAGGUGCUUUUGAUCAACGGAAUCAAUGAAUUUCGUCCGGAUGGAAACAUCUAUAAAAAAUUGUACAAGCUCUUAAAAAUGAUCAUUAACUCGGACGUGGGUUCUGGUUCUGGUUCUGAUUCUGAUUAUAAUUUCGGGCCUAUACCAAUUGACACCAAAACAGACAUCAAAAUAGCAGAUUUUAGUCACUAUGCUAAACUAAUUUAUUUUCUCAUUAAUACCUGGUUUAAAAGUCCAGAUAGGCAGCAUAUCCACUUCUCAGUCGGUAAAUUUAGGGUAAAGAUGAGAGCAGGCGAUCUGUACUGCUGCCAUCCAAUCAAAGAAGAAGACAAAGGGAAACUUUCUUAUCCGAGAUUGCAAACAUCAACAUUUUUCAAAAAAAACUGUUCUGAGACUCUCUGGAACUACAUUACAGGGAAUCAUGACAAAGUGUUGUCUUCUAUACAGGAAUUUGGAGAUGCCAUAGCAGUGUGUGCUGUUUUAUACUCAGAAGUUAUCAGGAAUCCUAACAUGUGUUUCCUGAACAUCCUCAUGAUGGUGACCUUUAAAUCAUGGCAAGAGUUUAAAGACAACAAUCCCAUGUUAACAGGGGGAUCAUGGAAACAUCAGGAUAAUAAGGUCCCAGAAGAGGUUAGAGAAAGAGAGAAAAUACUUCUUUACACUUGUGUCGAGAAAAUAAUCAGGAGAGAUCAGGAAGUAGGAGAGGAGGCGCUAAAUUCGAGUUUGCUCUUCGAAAUGAAGAAGCAGAUUGAGGAUAUGUAUAUGCCUGUACUGUGUUCUAUACGAUAAGCUCCUGUCACUGAAACAGAUUAAUUGUGUAUUUAAAAUAUACUU
Messenger RNA from Pimephales promelas (fathead minnow), 1071 nucleotides. The record is from RefSeq and is a predicted model, not a curated record. NCBI's taxonomy places the organism in Eukaryota, Metazoa, Chordata, Actinopteri, Cypriniformes, Leuciscidae.